Saccharomyces cerevisiae S288C is the source of this 1923-nucleotide messenger RNA. It is a transcript of the gene VHR1, whose product is annotated as Vhr1p. Gene Ontology annotation, cellular component: nucleus; cytoplasm. The coding region runs from base 1 to 1923 and encodes 640 amino acids. The record is from RefSeq and is marked reviewed. The transcript has a single exon. NCBI's taxonomy places the organism in Eukaryota, Fungi, Ascomycota, Saccharomycetes, Saccharomycetales, Saccharomycetaceae.
AUGAACGGUCCUCCAACAUUCACUCAAUAUAGAAUAAAUAAGUUUUCUGGGAAUGGAGCAACUCAUAAGAUUAGAGAAUUACUCAAUUUUAAUGAUGAAAAGAAAUGGAAACAGUUUUCGAGCAGAAGGCUGGAGCUGAUAGACAAAUUCCAACUAAGUCAAUAUAAGGCAAGCGAACAAGAUCAAAACAUAAAGCAGAUUGCUACAAUAUUAAGAACGGAGUUUGGAUACCCUGUAAGCUGCUCUAAGGAAUUCGAAAAGUUAGUCACUGCUGCUGUGCAAUCAGUGAGAAGGAAUAGAAAACGAUCAAAAAAACGCUACGCUCUCAGCAUAGCCAAUGGCAGUGGCGGCAAUGUCAACAACAGCAUCUCGUCAAAUUCUACUUCUGACGACGAGAUCUCUCCGUCGAUCUACCAGCGCUCCAAUUCGGACUUCCUGCCUAGUUCUAAUUAUGCUGCAGAUUUCCAGUUUUCAAACAAGUUCCAGCCUCUCAUGAGUCACCAGAGUCAUAACGGAACCAUUUUUCCAACCGUGGGCACCCAAAAUGACUCAUCUCCAUCGGUUACUUCGACCCAACAAAAGUAUAACGAUAUAGUCACCAUGCUAGUGCACGAUCUUGUUACGAAUGUCGUACCCCUAUCAGAACAAGCUCUCAAGGACCCAUAUACUGGGCCAAACCUGUCACAUUUUGCUACGUCUUCACUCAGCCAGCAACCUAACAUUACCACAAACAUCCCGAUAGAUUCUACCGUGCCAUUUUUCCUGAGGGAAAAGUUACUCCUACAAAUCCAAAGAUCAAGAACUUGUCAGGACAUUUCGCAGGCUGCAGGAUCCAUUGAUAUAUACGCAAAUCUGGAGAUUUUGGGUGAAAUGUCAAUCCGAAUGUCUAUUGCAUUCGUUAUCGAACGAUUUUUCUCCAACUUGGUCUCUUCUUCAAUGAAGUAUAUCACUGCCAAGACGUGCUCUCCUGAAAAUCUGGCUUUGUUGUCUCAAAGACUGUUCGGUGCCGCUACAAGACAUAACUUAUCUCAUUUCCCCGCGGCUCAGGUACAACUAAGGCUACUGUAUUUGGUCAUAGGUGGUAUUGUCAAGGAUUUUGGCUUCGACCCCACGCUUUACCCUUUAAGUGAAAUCAUACAUCAUAUUGUGAUGGUUCAGUAUCCUUUGGCUAGUUCCUGUGCGUCAGAACCACCAUCAUCUUCACCUAACAAGAGGGUUAAGAGAAGCCCUCCUGUCGUUUCAAGUGACGUUAUGUUGAAUAAUAAUAACACUCUAUCGAAUAGAGCUACACUUUUAACUACGCUACCAAUGAAGCCUCAAUCGGCCAAUAAAGAUGUUAAUCGCAGAGUGAUCAUUAGAUUUAAUGAUCGCGAGCAAGCCUUUACUUUCCACCAGUUGAGCAAUGGACCACCCACGGUGUCUGAAGUUUUGGAAAACUGUAAAAAUUUAUUUAAUAUUAUCAACAAGAACAAGAAUUUUGGUAUUUUCCAUAACGAUAACCUCUUGAACGAUGAAAGUUUGGCAAAGUUAUUUGAUUCCUUUUCCACGAGCGAGAUUCAUCUCGUAAUUAAGGACAUUUCCACCAUUCCACUACAAGAUGCAAAAAUACCAGUGCCCAUUACGUUGCCCAAAAUGUCAUGCAUAGGUGAAAACCCCUCUAUGCCUUCUAUUCCAUUGGUACCACAAGAAAAAGAUGAUCCAAAAAAAUCAAGCUUAACUGCCUUUGAUAACAUCCUUAAUAGGAUCUCUAAAUCGCCAAUGAAUGAAGAAAAUAGCAACACUACUUUAAACACUGGCACCUCCACCUCCAACACAAAUAAUAAUGACCACAACGAGUCUGUGCCAGCGCCAUACGUUACAAAGAACAAAAAUUCUUUUCAAAAUGGCAAUUUACCACAGCCGGUUUUCCAGCCUUUACUUUGA